UCUAUCUUCCAGGCUGGCGGCCCACUCAGACGGGUCCACGCCACUCUCUGCAAAGCAGUCCCACGGCCGGGGUCAGUCUUCCAAUCGUGCCAAUGCAGCAAAUAAGAACAUGUUUGUACCUUCUCGUCGUUUGAGAAGAUGUUGGAAGUAGAGGGCGGCGUACUUGGGAAUGUCCGCAGGCUGAUCCCGUAGGAUUUCUCGCACCAGGCAUUCGAGGAUGGCCCCAAAACCCCGUGGGAUUCUCAGGUCAGGCGUACAUAAUGACCGCGUACUCGGAAUUGCUGCUCAUCUUGCGGCUGACCUCUCUGGGCUGUGGCAGGUGAAGUCUGUCGGCCGAGCGCGAGGCUUGCAAGGGACCCCUCGAUUCGCAUCCUCGCCACUAAGUAGUAGAGAAAGAGAUUAAAAUACUCUACAGAAAAAUAGAACCAGGCUGUGCGCUUGCACUAUUCUAACGCUGCAUGAAGAAAAAUGAUACAGGUUGUUUUACGCCAAUAAAACAAGAUUUACUGUUGUGUCUGCUUUGGACCCAGCCUGGACUCCCUUCAGAAUCCACUGAAGAAAGUGCAGACGUGUCCAUCAGUGAAGUGAUUGGCCAUGAUCAGUGCCCUGAGAGAACAUACUUCUCCAACCAGCUUUGUUUAGAGUGCCCCUCCGGUCAUUUUUGUCCUGGAAAUAUAUCUGCUGCUCAGAGAUGCCCACCAGGAACAUUCAAUCCAUAUGUAGGGAAAGGCAGCAUCAAUGAUUGCAAGCCUUGUUUUCCAGGUCUGAUCAGCUCUGACGACCGAGUGGACUGCAGGCUGUGCCCAGCAGGUUUCUCCUGCUUUCCAGCUGAUGGGAGCCUGUUAUUAUGCCCGCCUGGGAAACAUUCUCCAGAAGGGAUACUUCAUUGUCGAACAUGUCCUCUGGAUUCUAUGUGCACAUUUGGAUAUGCUCACAAGUGUGGGCCUGGUAAGGAGCCUAACUUUGAUCACACGGAGUGUAAUGACUGUCCUCCAGGCUUUUAUUCCAAUUUGUGCACAAUCCAAUGUCUUCAAUGUCCUGCAGGGAAUUACUGCCCAGAAGGUGGUAUGGCCCAACCAUUCACAUGUCCACCUGGCUCGUCUUCCUCACUGGGCAAGACUUCAUGCCAUAAGUGUAAUAACACCGCCUCACAGUGUGGGGCAGCACUACCCAAGAGCCCGCUAGAGCAGAGGUCAAGUCAACCCAUUGCAUGUGGACCAGGCACAUACAAACACUCGAAAGAGGUUUCCGUCUGUUUUGUGUGCCCAAUAGGUCAUUACUGCGAAGGAGGUGUAGCUGUACCUUGUCCUGCAGGAACUUAUGGUCCUAAAGAAGGUCUGACCAACUGCACAAUCUGUCCUGCAGGGUUUUACUGUCUGGAAGGUCGCUCAUCCAGGCCCUCCACCCAGUUCUUGUGCCCACCAGGCUAUUACUGUGAAGAGGGCACCUCUACCCCUCACGGGUCACCUUGUCCAGCUGGUACAGCAGGAGAACAACUGGGGCAGACAAGUAGGGCAGCAUGCAAAAGAUGCAGCGAAGGACGGUUUUGUCCCACAGGUUCUUCAGCUCCUGGCUUGCCCUGUGCUCGAGGAAAAUUCUGUCCUGCCGGCACUCGAGAGGAAGUUGUGUGUCCUCCAGGCACCUUCACCCCAAAUCAAGGAGCCAUAAGUUUCAAGGACUGUCUCAAAUGCCCGGCUGGAUUCUACUGUCCCGCGGGGGCAAGUGACCCCGUGCCGUGUCCACCGGGCUCCUUCAACCCUUUAGAGGGUCAGGCGGAGUUGGCUGACUGCAGAGAGUGCCAUGCGGGUAAAGCCUGCACUCAGGUCGCUCUAAGGGCUCCAGAUGUAGACUGCAUGCAGGGGUUUGUGUGUCCGCCUGGUUCUUCUAAACCCAACGCCCCGGCCAAUGCAUGCCCACCUGGGACACUGAGCAACCGCAUGGACACCACGGAUCGUUCCCAGUGUCAGCAGUGCCCGGCCAGAUAUGCUUGUCUUCGAGGAACAGGUGGUAUCCAAAGACCCCCACUCUCCUGUUCUGUAGGACAUUAUUGUCCACCUGGCACCAAAUUCCCCACCCAGUACAAAUGUCCAGAGGGGACUUGGAGCAGUCAAAGUGGAUUAGAAAGUGAAAGCGAAUGCCAGCCGUGCCCUCUGGGCUGGUAUUGUUUGGUCGGGUCAGGAUCGCCUUCGGGACGAUGCAGCUCUGGACACUACUGUCCCGAAGGGACGGCAUAUGGCACCCAGUUUCCUUGCCCUGCAGGCAUGUACAGCCUCCACAUGGGCAACAGGCAGAAAGAAGACUGCCUGCCUUGCCCUGAAGGCUCAUUCUGUCCUGAAGGCACCUCCAAACCUGGCCCUUGCCCACCUGCAACGUUUCGCCGUCUGAAAGGAGGUCAGCGAGUGGAGGACUGCUCCGCUUGCCCGGCGGGCUAUUUUUGUGCCCACUCAGCCACUGUCAACCCAAGAGCGUGUGGAGCCGGCAGCUACUCCGACGAAGGGUCUGCGGAGUGUUCCCCGUGCCUGCCGGGCCACUUCUGCAGUAACGAGACCACAAGUGAGGAAGUCAUGCUGAGCGUCAUGGUGUGUCCCCCGGGCUUUCUCUGCGCCCAGGGCUUGGCUCGAGACCCUCGUCGCUCGGCCACCCUCUGUCCUCGUGGCUUCUACUGCCGUGGAGGAGGCAUCGAUCCCAACCCCGUUCCCUGCCCGAAUGGUACCUACAGUGAAUAUCCUGGCCUAAGCGAUGUCAGUGAGUGUGUGCCUUGUCCUGAGGGGAAGUACUGUUACUCGAAACAUCCCGAGGAGCACCCUAUCACCAUCCCUACGGGCCUUUGUCCUGAUGGCCAUUAUUGCUCAACUGGUACUGGAUACCCGUAUUCCUACCCCUGCCAAGUUGGACAGUACAGGAGCAACGCAGCAGGUCACAGUGGAGCGGUGUGUGUUUCAUGUCCGCCCAGACACUACUGCGACAAACCAGGAGUUCACACACCCUCAGUGUGCCCUCAGGGCUUUUACUGUCCUGAGGGUUCCUUCUUUGCUCAUCCUUGUCCUGAGGGGAGCUAUGGAUCGCGCUCUGCUCUCGGCAAUGAAGCUGAAUGUUCCUCUUGUGGAGGAGGUCGGUAUUGCACCGGUGUGGGACUGGCAAAGCCCUCUGGAAUCUGUGAAGGGCGAUUCUACUGCAGAGAGGGCUCCAAGUCUGCAACUCCAGUGGACGGCCAUACAGGUGGUUUGUGUCCACCUGGAAGCUACUGUCCUCCAAAGUCCUCUUCUCCCUCCCCCUGCCCGCCAGGCACCUUCAGCAACAUUUCAGGUCUUAGUCGACCUGAAGACUGUGUCCGCUGUCCACCAGGUUUGUAUUGUUUAGGUUCUAACAACACCGCGCCAUCAGGCUGGUGUUCUCCUGGUUAUUACUGCACGGGCGGCUCAGCCGUACCUACUCAGAAUGAAGCACAGCCGGGUCACUAUACAUUGGAGGGUGCAUACAGGCCUGAGCCAUGUCCUCUUGGAACUUUCCAGCCGGACCGAGGUACACGGUCGUGUGUCGCGUGUCAAGGAGGACGACUGUGCAACCAGACAGGCUUGCACCAGCCACCGCUAUGUCCAAAGGGACACUAUUGUCCUCCACCAUCCUCUGUUGCCCGCCCAUGUCCUCCUGGCUUUUUUUUGGAUCAGCCGGGUGUGGAAGACAUGCAGCAUUGUCGGCCGUGCGAGGCGGGAUGGUUUUGCAGUAAGCCCGGCCUGCCUGACCCAGAGGGCCUUUGUGACCCCGGACACUACUGCACAUCUGGAGCCUCGACAGCCUCUCCAGUUGCUCUGGACUCAGGGGGAAUGUGUCCAGCAGGGUAUGUUUGCCCCAGAGGUACCAAACACCCUCAGCAACAUCCCUGUCCUGUGGGUACCUGGAGUAACACAGUGGGGGCCCCAAACUUCUCCUUUUGCCUGCUCUGCCCUGCUGGACUUUACUGCAACUCGUCUGGACUCACCCAGCCUUCUGGAACAUGUGACACCGGCUUCUAUUGCUCAGGGAGGGCAGUGUCCCCAAAGCCUUUAGAUGGCAUAACAGGGGACAUUUGUCCAGUUGGACACUACUGUUCCAUUGGCUCAGCCUCUCCUACACGCUGCCCUGAUGGGACGUCCACAAACACAACAGGUGCUGAAACAUGCCAUGAAUGCCCACCAGGGAGCUACUGUCUAUCCGGGGAGGGCAUCCAGCACUGCCCCUUAGGUUACUAUUGUCUUGGAGGGGGUGUUGAUGGCAUCCUGCCUUGCCCUCCUGGCACAUACAACCCUCAGUUAGGCUUGAGCCAAGUGGAGCAGUGCCGUAUUUGUCCAGCAGGCUUCUACUGUAAAGACUGGGGUCUGCCUGAACCCACGGGGCCCUGCAAUGCUGGUUAUUAUUGCAUAGCAGGUGUUAACAUCGAAACUCCAGAUGGAAACUACAGCACUGGAGUUGGAGGAGCUUGUCCAGAGGGGAGAUACUGCCCAGAAGGGACCGGUCUCCCCCUCACCUGUCCCCCAGGAACCUACUCAGACAGUCAUCGUCUGACUGACGUUUUGGGCUGUAGCUCGUGUCCAGCAGGUCACUUCUGUGCUACUGAAGGUUUGAGUCGGCCUUCCGGAAAAUGUCAUCAAGGAUUUUACUGUCCAGGGGGAGACUCAGCAGCCACAGGCUCUGAAGGAGGUCUUUGCCCAACUGCUCAUUACUGCCCGGAAGGCAGUGCAAGCCCAGCGCCCUGUCCGGCUGGAUCCUACACAAACCUCACCGGCCAGUCUGUGUGUUCGCUCUGCUGUGCUGGCUACUACUGCCCGGAAAAGACGAGCAACUUUAGCCAGUUUCCCUGUCCACCUGGAUUCUAUUGUCCUGAUGGUACGAAACAUGCCACACAGUACCCGUGUCCUCGCGGCUACUACAACCCAGAACCCAUGACUCAAAGCCUGGACAGCUGCCUUCCGUGCCCCCCUGGACACUACUGUGAAAAGGAGAGGCUGACAAACGCGUCUGGAAAAUGCAAAGCUGGUUGGUUCUGUGUGUCAGCAGCCUGGAACUCGCAACCUUUCGACCUGGAUAAUUACACCAACGCUAAUUGUCUGUGUCCAGCCACCGCCACCGGUGGACGCUGCCAGGUGGGCUUUUACUGCCCUUCAGGGAGCUCGGAGCCUCUGCCUUGUCUGCCUGGAGCCUUCUGUAACGUCUCAGGUUUGGCCUUGCCGAUGGGGCCCUGUUCUCCAGGUUAUUAUUGUGUAGGGGGAGCCACUGAGGGGAAGCCAACAGAUGGAGAAACAGGCAACAUCUGCCCAAGUGGGACAUAUUGUGUUGAAGGCUCGGGAGAACCAGAGUUAUGUCCUGUCGGCACUUUUUCACCAGUGCCUGGCUUGACCAGCAAGUCCGACUGUCAGCCUUGCCCUGCAGGGUUCUACUGCCGUGAACCGGGGAUCAGUGCACCAACUGGGCCCUGUGAUGAAGGUUAUUGGUGCCCAACUGGUCAGAUCGUGGCGAAAGCUCUACCAUGUCCACCUGGUCAUUUUUGCUUAAUGGGCAGUGCAGCUCCAGAGCCUUGCCCACUGGGAGCCUACCAGAACAGGGAAAAACAAUCUGCCUGUGUUACCUGUGAGGCAGGUUACUUCUGUGAUCUCCAACUGAAUACACCCAAUGGCGCCUUGCAGAGGCUGUGCCCAAAAGGACAUUACUGCCCUGCAGGCACAAGCGCACCCGAGCAGCACCCUUGCCCCGUAGGCUCAUUCAAUCCAAGACAGCACGCAGACAGCCUUCUGGGCUGUAUGCCAUGUCCGAGUGGACAGUACUGUCCUUCUCUAGGACUUUCAGAGCCGGCAGGACCAUGCCUUGCUGGUUAUUGGUGCAAAGCUGGGGCGUCCUCUCCAACUCCAGUGGACGGCCUCUCUGGUUCUAUGUGUCCGCCUGGUCAUUACUGCCCCGCGGGCACAACGGCUCCUUUGGUUUGUCCCAAAGGAACGUGGUCCAACAGCUCAGGCCUGCACAGACUGGAGGACUGUCAAACCUGUCAUGGGGGAUUUUAUUGUGACUCUACUGGCCUUACUGCUCCUACAGGACGCUGCAGUGGCGGGUAUUAUUGUCUUGGUGGGGCUGUCACACCGUCUCCCACUCAGGGAGUCACAGGGGGAUCUUGUCCUGAGGGUUCCUACUGCCCUCAAGGAACCGCUGACCCCAUACCUUGUGAUCCAGGGACAUAUGUUGCUGUAACACAUGCCACUGAGUGCGAGGCCUGUCUGCCAGGCUGGUACUGCGUGACUGGCUCCUUGCAGCUGUGCCCUGCAGGGUUCUACUGCCCGGAAAGAACCGGCUAUGACGUAAGAAGCUGUCCACUGGGAACAUACGGCCCUGACCCGGGAUACUGGUCUGUGUCCCAGUGCAAGCAAUGUGACGGCGGUCAUUACUGCUCCUCCACAAACGCCACAGCUGUCAGUGGAGCGUGUCAGGAGGGAUAUUACUGCUCACGUGGAAACACCUCCCCCCGCCCUGUCUUACAGGCUGCAGGGAAGGGAGGACCGUGUCCCGCCGGUCAUUAUUGCCCCCGGGCCAGCAUCCAUCCUCUGCCAUGUCCUCGUGGUACUUUCUCCAACCUCACCAAAUUAGUCUCCCAGGUGGAUUGUGAGCCGUGUCACCCGGGUUACUACUGCGAUGCUGCAGGCCUCGCAGCGCCUUCCGGAAAAUGCUGGGAAGGAUUCUUCUGCCCAGGGGGUGAGGCACGGCCUGACCCGCGACCUUGCCCCAAAGGUUAUUACUGUUCCGAGGGCUCCGCCGCUCCUCAGCUUUGCCCCCGGGGAACCAUCAGUGGCGAGGAUGGCCUCGCCAGCUGUACCACCUGUCCUCAGGGUUUUUACUGCCCGGAAAGCAGUAACGGUUCCUUCUAUGAGUGUCCGGAGGGUCACUACUGUCCAGGUGGGACCUGGUCUAAAUACCUCUACCCAUGUCCAGCUGGGUCCAUCAAUCCUCACACCCGGAUGGCAAAGGCCCAGGACUGCCUACCCUGCCCACCAGGUUUGUUCUGUGGAUCUCCCGGGAUGUCGGUUGCAUCAGGCCAGUGUCUCGCUGGCUAUUACUGCCAUUCUGGGGCUCGCUCACCAAUGCCAGCUGAUGGCGGCGUGACAGGUGGCCACUGUCCCCGGGGCCAUUAUUGUCCCCAGGGUUCCUCAGCACCGUUACCGUGUCCCAUAGGACAUUACAGCAACAAAACCAGCAACGGUCAAAUCUCUGACUGCCUGCCUUGUUCUCCAGGGUUCUUAUGCACCACCAGAGGGCUCUCUUUCCUUUCUCACUUGUGUUCUGCAGGCUCUUACUGUCCAAGCCUUAAUACAUCAAUACCCUGUCCUCAUGGAAACAUGUGUCCACUUGGAUCUCAUAGACCAGUACCUUGCUUGCCAGGGACAUACCAAAAUAUGCCAGGCCAGGCAGUGUGUGUUAUGUGCCCAGCAGGAUUUUACUGUGCUGGCUUUAAGGAUGAUGACAACGGGAAUAUGUCCGGGAUUCACGCUCCCACGCUGUGUCCUAAAGGACACUAUUGCCCACCAGGGUCACAGUCUGGUGUUGGGUUUCCGUGCCCAGCUGGCACCUUCAGCGGACAGAUGGGCUUAUCCAGCGAGUGGAGCUGUGAGCCCUGUCCUCCUGGGACAUACUGCGCCUCCUCUGGACUGGCAGCCCCAACUGGACUCUGCUCUCCUGGUUACCUCUGCAUCCACAGGUCUGUCUCUGCCCAGCCGGAGGCCGAGACAACAGGGGGGCGCUGCCCUGCAGGGUCCUACUGCCCACAGGGUAGCGGUAAUACGGUGCCAUGUCCCGCGGGCACUUUCAGCUCCGUAGAAGGGGCCACAUCAGCAAAGGACUGUCGGCCUUGUCCGCCCGGCCAUUACUGUGCUAACGCUGGUCUCCUGUCCCCAUCUGGUCCCUGCAAGCCUGGAUUCUACUGCACAGAGGGGUCCACAACUGACAUGCCCUGGGGUAACAUCACAGGGGGCAGCAUGUCUUCAACGCCACUUGCCGCUGAGUCCUCUCCGGGUCAGACCCACGGAGACAUCUGUCCUGCAGGCCAUUAUUGUCCUGAAGGGAGCACAGUGCCAAGGCCUUGUCCCCCAGGUACUUUCCAAGGGAGAUCGGGGGCUGAGUCUGAGGCGGAUUGCGAUGCUUGCUACCCAGGAUCCUACUGCCCCUCCUGGGCGCAGACCUCUGUGGACCUCCAGUGUCCUGGUGGGUGGUUCUGUCCACUGGGCUCAGUGUCUGGACAUCAGCCAGAGCGCUCCUUCCUCCCACUUUGCCCAGUGAAGACCCAUGGCUUCAACACAAACCCCCCAGCCUUCAGGAUCCUCUCCACGUUGGCUGUGAUGAUGUUUAGCUGGUCAAGGUUGUUGUGGGAAGAUGUCAAUGCCAGCCUGGCCACUCGUGUCCAUAUGGCAGCGCUGAGCCGUCCAUCUGUGGCGCAGGAGCUUUUCAACCUUCAUCUGGCCAGUCUGCGUGCAACAUCUGCCCACCAGGGUUCAUUGGCGCCAUCUCCCUGUCCCGUGGGCACUGUCACUCCAUCGUCUGGCAAGAAGUCCCCCACGGACUGCAUCCCCUGCCCUUCUGGCUCCUUCUGCAACAGCACUGCUCUGACAGAGCCCUCCGGACCCUGCAGUCCAGGUUUUUAUUGCCCUGCGGGUUCUGCUUACCCCCGCCCUUGUGAAACUGGCUCCUGCUGCAACAAAACUGGCCUGGAAGCUCCAUCAGAACCCUGUGCUGCAGGAUACUACUGCCCUAGAGCUUCCCAAGACCCCCAUGCCAACCUCUGCCCUGCAGGGCACUACUGCCCUCUUGGAACGCCUCUACCUGUACCAUGUCUUCUUGGGACUUUACAAAGUUCCCGUGGCGGCGUCUCAAGGGAGUCUUGCCAGCCGUGUCCUCCGGGUCACUACUGUCAGCAGACAGGCCUGACUGAGCCCAGUGGCCGGUGUGCACAGGGCUACUACUGUCCCGCGGGACAGAGCUCAGAGAGGCCUCAACAACACGUCUGCUCUGUGGGACACUACUGUGAGAAGGGCAGUGUGGAACCAACGCCUUGCCCUCCAGGCAGCUACCAGCUCAGACAGGGCCAGGGCAGCUGUGAGACUUGCCCUCCGGGCUUCUACUGUUUAAAUCAAGGAACAUCUUCCCCACGUCUUUGCGAGAGAGGAUUUUUCUGUCAGAGUGCAUCAUCUCAUCAACGCCCGUGCCCGGCGGGCACCUACGGGAACCUGACAGGCUUGGUUGAAGAGCACCAGUGCUCACCGUGUGAUCCAGGGAUGUUCUGCAGAGGAGCAGGGAGGACUUUUCCCAGCGGUCCGUGUGCUGCAGGGUUUGUUUGUGUUGGGGGAGCUUCUGAACCAUCCCCCACGGACAACCGAACAGGCUUUUUGUGCCCUGCUGGGUUCUUCUGCUCUUUGGGGACUUUUGUACCUCAACCAUGCCUCAAAGGAACAUUCAGGUCCAGUUUCCAGCCAGCCGAAGAGGCACUCGACAUCACGACGAGCCUCGAUCACAUCCGCCAUAUAGAAACAUCCUUUCCACCACUUUUAGCAGACAAAUAG
Messenger RNA from Entelurus aequoreus (snake pipefish), 9569 nucleotides. RefSeq names its product SCO-spondin-like. The record is from RefSeq and is a predicted model, not a curated record. Bases 459 to 9569 code for a protein of 3036 amino acids. The transcript has 62 exons. Gene Ontology annotation, molecular function: chitin binding. Gene Ontology annotation, cellular component: extracellular region. Lineage: Eukaryota; Metazoa; Chordata; Actinopteri; Syngnathiformes; Syngnathidae.